Diospyros lotus (date-plum) is the source of this 1077-nucleotide messenger RNA. RefSeq lists its product as uncharacterized. Bases 102 to 569 code for a protein of 155 amino acids. The transcript has a single exon. NCBI's taxonomy places the organism in Eukaryota, Viridiplantae, Streptophyta, Magnoliopsida, Ericales, Ebenaceae. The record is from RefSeq and is a predicted model, not a curated record.
ACUUCCACGUUAUUACAUUACAAACCCCGAAGGACCAAGUAUUCUUCGAAGAAGUCCCUAAUCUCGUCUCUCUUUCUCCCUUAACUCAUCUCGAUCUUGAAAUGGCCACCACCGCCAUUCUCCGAUCUCAAGAAUGCCUCCUCCGGCCCAACCCGCGCCCUCGUCGCCGAAAGCGGAGUCCCGCCGGAUCUCCAGAUCGGAUUCGAGUACGGGACCGAUCGGUGGUCCCAAAGUUUCCGGCGAAAGACCUGGUCAUGGGGCAGGUGAAGAUCCUGAAACGCGGCGAGAAAUUGACUCCUCCGGCGCAGGACAAGGAUGGGCGGGUCUUCGGAGACGAGGAUUUGGUUCUGUGCUCGACGGAUCGGCUGGGACCCGAUCCCGAGACGGUCCAGAAGGAGAUUAGGGUUUCGGACUUGAAGGUCGUGGACGGGCUUUAUGCCGGCUCGGCGGCGUUCCUGGCUUCGCCUCCGCCGAGUUCGCUUCCAUUUCCGGCGUUUUUUGCUAGAAAGGAGAACAACGACGCCGCUACGAGCGAUCUCCGCCGGUUGCUUCGGCUGGAUUUGUUCUGAAUUUGGCCACUGCUGAUUGAAAUGCUGGAUCCGGUGGCUUGGAUCUUACUGGCUUGAUUUGCUGUCUCUCAGGGCAUCUUCCUUUAUUUUUUCAAGAGGAAGGCUGAGAAAUGAAACCAUGGAAGAGAAUCUAACGUUUGGCAUCUUACUUCUAGAGCGACAAAGAGUAGUCAUCUUUUGUUGCUUGGAUGUCUAGUUAGUUUCAACUAUAAUAGACGAUUAGGUUCUCAUAAAUCCUGUAUGCUAUAUGUAUAGUCUAAUAGUCUUGAUAUGUCACUCGUCGAUCGACGAGAAUGUGGCUGUGUCAUUGGGUUUCUGUGUGGUUCUAUGGGUAAUACCCAUUGUCUGUCAGUUUUAGUACAUUGAUAAUCUCAUAUUCCACCUAUUAUGAUGUAGCUUGCAAGUUUAAUUCGUGUUCUACAGAACUUCGAUGUAUCUUCGAUAUUCGAAUAAAAGCCUUAGCCUUUUAGACUUUAGUAUGAAAAUAUAAAGGCCAAUAUUCACGUUA